Xenopus tropicalis (tropical clawed frog) is the source of this 4375-nucleotide messenger RNA. RefSeq names its product calcium binding protein 39 like (gene cab39l). Bases 153 to 1166 code for a protein of 337 amino acids. The transcript has 9 exons. NCBI's taxonomy places the organism in Eukaryota, Metazoa, Chordata, Amphibia, Anura, Pipidae. The record is from RefSeq and is a predicted model, not a curated record.
CGGUGCGUUGCCGCCCAGUACGGAAGCGCCGGCUCUUCCUGACACGAGAAGUAGAAGAGUAGAGAAGGCAAGAGGGAAGCGAGGCCCGGACACAGCUGAGCUGCAUUCACUGGGGGAUACUAUCAGAGAGCUGCAGAAUUACAGCAGAAAAAAUGAAGAAAAUGCCAUUGUUCAGCAAGUCGCAUAAGAAUCCUGCAGAGAUUGUAAAAACCCUGAAGGACAAUAUGGCCGUGCUAGAAAGGCAGGACAAGAAAACUGAAAAGGCAUCUGAAGAAGUCUCCAAAUCUCUCCAGGCCACAAAAGAGAUUUUGUGUGGGACAGGGGACAAAGAACCUCAGACAGAGACAGUGGCUCAGCUUGCGCAAGAACUGUACAACAGUGGUUUGUUGGUUACUUUGAUUGCCAACUUGCAUCUCAUAGAUUUUGAGGGCAAGAAAGAUGUAUCUCAGAUAUUCAACAACAUCUUGAGAAGACAGAUUGGAACUAGAAGUCCCACUGUUGAAUAUAUCAGUUCCCACCAACAUAUUCUUUUUAUACUACUCAAAGGGUAUGAAUCCCCCCAGGUCGCACUGCAUUGUGGGAUUAUGCUACGGGAAUGCGUCCGUCAUGAGCCUCUUGCUAAAGUCAUUAUUUACUCUGAGCAGUUCGGGGACUUCUUUAAGUAUGUGGAAAUGUCAACAUUCGAUAUAGCUUCCGAUGCCUUUGCUACAUUUAAGGACCUGCUUACAAGACACAAGUUGAUGGUAGCAGAAUUUCUAGAGCAAAACUACGACAGAAUAUUUAAUGACUAUGAAAAGCUUCUUCACUCAGAGAACUAUGUGACCAAGAGACAGUCCCUUAAGCUGCUGGGUGAGCUGAUCCUGGACCGACACAACUUUUCCAUUAUGACUAAAUACAUAAGCAAGCCUGAAAACCUCAAGCUCAUGAUGAAUCUGCUCCGUGAUAAGAGCCCAAACAUUCAGUUUGAAGCAUUCCAUGUGUUUAAGGUUUUUGUAGCGAAUCCAAACAAAACACAGCCCAUCGUGGAUAUCCUGUUAAAAAACCAGACCAAGUUAAUUGAGUUCCUGAGCAGCUUUCAGAAGGAGAGAACAGACGACGAACAAUUCACCGACGAGAAGAACUACUUAAUCAAACAGAUACGAGACUUAAAAAAGCCCACGCCAUGAGGGUCUCCUUGCUUCUCCCCUCGACUACCACCGGAGAGCAUUAAAACGAGUGUUUUAAGGAGUUGUCAUGGCAUUGUCUGUGCCUGUGUUUUUGUUUCUACUUAGUUUAUUAGCUGCCAGGAGUAUAAAUGUUUUAUAUUAAAACUUCAAAAAAAAAAAAAAAAAAAAGACCAGAUUAGGGGAAAAUAAAAGAAAAAUCCUUCUUCAGGUCUGGGAGAAUGGGAAAAUUUGACGGUGGGUAUAUAAGAAGCUUACAGAUAUAUUCCAGUUUCCUCCUCGCACUGUAGGGUGACUUGUGCCAGCUUGUACUGCGGAUAAAGCUCAUCUCACUUUAUUGGAUUCCUUAUUUAGGUAAUUUCACAUUUGCGGUUCAGUGCACCAGGGGGUAAUUUGGAGCACCGAGAAAGAGCUCUGAACCCCCCAUUUUCCUUCCCUUAAGGAGAGGGGACAAUAGAAGCAAUGGCAUCCUGUUGUGCUGCAGAAACCCAUAUAAGCUUAGUGCUAGGCUUUCUUUCCUUUCUCGCUCAAUCUAGAAACAUUGCGCAAACGGUUAUCAUUUAAUGGUACUUUAUGCUUAUUAUCCUUUAAAUGUUUUAUUUAAUAAAAGAUCUUUAGUUUUAACUUCCUACUUGCUGUCUAAGGAUGGAGUCAAUCUGCUGGGCCAAAGAGCUCUACUUCAUUAUUUAAAUGCGGCAUAGACCCAGCAUUUCCAACACCAUCGGUCAUCGGUCACCGACGUGCUGGAUAGCCCCAUGUUCUGAUCACAGGCUCUGCUUUUUGAUUGGAGCAAAACCUUGAGGUCUCAAGUCUAGAAAAGUCUUUAGAGAUCUCAGUAUUUGUAAGCAAUGUGCUGCCAUCUUCCCCAUUAGCAGAAGGAAGCAGGCGUGGGUAUCAUUCUCUUCUCAUUGCAAAUAAUCACAUACAAAUAAAAGAGAAUGCUGCUGUGCGGUGGAUCUGUAUGUAUCAGUCAUCAUCUCUGCUGCACACCAGUAUCUCUUUGCAAUAGGAAGAUAUCAGCUCUGAGGCUCUGACAUCGGGCAUAGAGUGGGCAGUAGUUGGCACAUCGGAAACAUGUGUCUCCACCCUGCUGGAGCUGCCAUUUUCACCGGAAAACUAACCUUGCUGAUAGAGUAUAGAAAAUACAGAAGGACAGUUCCACAUUUCUGUCUGCAUACUCAUACAUACUUAUAUACUCUUUCCUUGCACAGACUGUGUAGUGUUCAGCAAUAUGGAAUGUAAUCCUUCCUACAUAGUGAUUGCUGCCGGGCAGUCUGCAGUAACCAUAAUAAUGCUGCUAAAUAUACUCAGCAAUCUGAAUGCAUGGCUGUGCCGCACUAUUGGCUGUGUAGCUAUUACUGGGCGGUGGACACAAAUAAGGCGAAACCUAUUACUUACCCUAAUUGUUUUGUUUUUAAUGAUCUGUAUUACCCAAUUAGGUGAUUGUAAUGGCUUUGGAAGAUAAAUCAGGCUCCUGUGUAUGAAUAACAUUUAAAUAUAUUGUAUCUAUUCUCUUGAGGAUAUUUGUUAUUCGUAUACCGGUAAAUGGGGCCAGUAACAUUAAGAAAUUGCCAUCUGUAUGAAUUUAAGCAGUGGCAUAACUUGAUGUUAAUGGGCCUCUCAGCAAAUGGACUUAAGUGCUUACCAAACCUUGCAGAAGUUGGCCUAUUGCACGUGUAUUUUUUUAUUACAUAGAGCCACUACACUACUGGGCUCUAGGGCCUGCCCCCCUUUUAUUGCUGUACCCACAAAUAUAUGCAUAAUGUUUAAUGACUAUUCACUUUAGCAUCAUUUCCAAAAAAUCAUAUUUUUGUAUUUCACACAACAAAUCAUUCUGCUUUGUUACUGGUCCUAUAACUUUUAUCUGUUGCCAUUUUACCAUUAGUGAAACACAAAGCAAACUGACCAGACAAGGUUCCCUGACUAUAAACGCACACACGUGCCAUUCCUCCUCCUGUAAAGCACUUUUUGGGUUCAGGCUCCCACUUAUAUUGACCACAGGCCUUAUUCAAGUUGACCCCAACUUGCCUUUUUGCCGCUCUGCCACCCCAGUAGGGUGCGUCUGUUCUUUCAUCUGGGAACCUUUAUCGAUACACAUUUGUGUUACCACUAAGAAUCAACACUGAUCUGUUACCUACACAAUAUUUACCAUUUGCUAUCCCACUAAUUGUAUUCCACUGCAAACUCACAGCGGGAAAAUUCAGUGCCUUAUCUGUCUCAUAUUCAGCAAGAGAUACUCUUCCUAUGGAUACAUGAUGUUGUUGGUAGCACAGGAGCUACAGUGUAUAUAUAACGGUUAUAGACGGGGAGCUGCAACAUUCAGCUGCCCCUAGCUCACCUAGGAGCUGUGCUUCUGCCUGCCCCUGCCUGAUGAACGUGGGGCAGAUACCAAUGGCAACCAAUCAAGUUAUUACAUUCAUUGCUGUACCUGCAGCUGGCUGAAAAAAAAAGCCAAUCAAUGAUUGGUUGCUAUGGGUUACUGCCCACAAGCAAAUUUGCCCAGUGUUGAUAAAUGAACCCCAUUUGUGUUUUUGUCCCUUGUGACCCACUUCACUUUUCACUCCAGCGCUGCUGCUCUUUUUGUGACAGAUCAAGUAUGUGAAGCAUUCGCACCUGCCUGUAGUCCCCGGCUCCAGCUUCCAUGCUGUGCUCAGUACAGAAGGCACAUUGCACUUAUUACUUCUAAUACUUACACUUUGCCCCCCUUGCUGGGUACAAUGUAAUAUCCUCCAGGCUUUGUAAUUGUUGGCAGUGCUACCACAUUGAUUGAUUGGUUGUUGUUGUGUAACACAGAAAUCAAACCCAUUGCCAUGUUUUGUCCAGUUCCUGUCCCAUCGCUGCUGUUACCUUAUGCUUCGGGUAUCAUUUCCCUGCCACUGUACCCACAGUACCCAAAUGCCACUCUGUACCAACUACUGCGGGACUGUAGCACCCUUUCUUUUGCUUGAUCUACAGUGUCUCCCCUUGCCCAGUUUUGGGAUACAAAGGAAACUUUAGGUCAGUUAAGUAGAGCUGUAAAACUGAAGGCCAACUCUUCUGUUCCUGCGGUGAUUGCAUUGGGAUUUGCCUCGUGCACCUUACAGAUAAGGAAAUAACUAACGGUGAAUAAAUGACUUGCUUAUUUAAACUAUUGUGUGUAUAAAAAUAAAUAUAUAUCAGUUUGUACCUAUUAAAUUAUAUUUACCGGAACAUUAAAGGCACGGUUACUGAUA